CCAUAACAAAGCCUAAUCCUGUGAACUUUGACCCAUCCAGGUACGUAGGGGACAUGUUAGCGUGGCUGCACCAAGCCACCGCAUCAGAGAAGGAGCAUCUGGAGGCCCUGCUGAAACAGGUCACAGCACAAGCGCCAGGAGUGGAUGAGACCAUGCAAGAGGUGGUGGGACACAUCACUGAGGGAGUCUGCAGACCUCUUAAAGUGCGUCUGGAGCAGGGAAUCUUGGCUGAGCCGGGUUCUGUUCUCCUCUACAAGCUGUCCAACCUGCUCAAGUUCUACCACCACACCAUCAGCCAUAAGACUCCUGAACAGACCAUCGAAGAGAUGCACAUUCUAAGCAAGAAGAUGUUUUUCAACAGUCUCAGUCUCCACGCUAGCAGGCUCAUGGACAAGGUGGAGCUCCCCCCUCCAGAUCUGGGCCCCACCUCCUCUCUGACCCAGACCCUGGCUCUCCUGAGGGAGGUGUUGGCCUCUCAUGACUCCUCUGUUGUUCCUCUGGACGCUCGUCAGGCUGACUUCGCUCAGGUGUUGUCUUGUAUCCUGGACCCAUUGCUCCAACUGUGUACAGUUUCAGCCAGUAACCUCGGUACCGCAGACAUGGCAACAUACAUGGUGAACUCUCUGUAUGUGAUGAAGACCACCCUGGCUCUGUUUGAGUUCACAGACAAGAGGCUGGAGAUGCUGGAGUUCCAGAUUGAAGCUCACCUGGACACGCUGAUCAACGAACAGGCUUCGUUCGUUCUGACCCGUGCUGGACUGAGUUACAUCUACAGCUGUGUACAGCAGCACAGUCCAGAACAGGGGCCUCUGUCUACUCCCAGCAUGGACAGCUCCUCUCUGAAAGCAUCGAUGACCCAGUUUGAUCGUUACCUGUCUUCUCCUGAUACCAUGGUGAUGUCUCAACUCAACUUCCUCCUCAGUGCUGCCAUCAAGUGA
Messenger RNA from Oncorhynchus masou masou (cherry salmon), 938 nucleotides. Its product is annotated as conserved oligomeric Golgi complex subunit 6-like. Gene Ontology annotation, cellular component: COG complex. NCBI's taxonomy places the organism in Eukaryota, Metazoa, Chordata, Actinopteri, Salmoniformes, Salmonidae. Gene Ontology annotation, biological process: intra-Golgi vesicle-mediated transport. The record is from RefSeq and is a predicted model, not a curated record.